Molecule: messenger RNA, 6959 nt
Organism: Lethenteron reissneri (Far Eastern brook lamprey)
Lineage: Eukaryota; Metazoa; Chordata; Hyperoartia; Petromyzontiformes; Petromyzontidae
Product: histone-lysine N-methyltransferase PRDM9-like
Biological process (GO): regulation of DNA-templated transcription
Cellular component (GO): nucleus
Molecular function (GO): protein binding; histone methyltransferase activity
Source: RefSeq, a predicted model, not a curated record
GGGGUAAUGUUUCCUCUCCCUGAGGUGAAGUACUUCACCUCAGAUAGUGUUACCUCGCCGAAGCAGCAGCAGCAGCAGGAGAUGGGCGACUUCCGAGACAUCAGAGGCUUCUUCACCAAGGCCGAGUGGAGCGAUCUGGCCGAGUGCGAGAAGCGGCGCUACAGGAACAUCAAGCAGAACCACGCCGUCCUGCUGAACCUUGGGAUGAACCCGGCCCAGCCCGAGUUCAUGCGCGCACGCGGCAAGCGCAGGGCGAGGGGGAAUGGAGCGGAGUGCGGGCGGUCGAGCGACUCCGACGAGGAGUGGACGGGGAGGAGGAAGAGGAAGGAGGUGGCGAUGCACGGAGGACGAAGAGGAGGAGGCAAGGGGGCUGCUUCACGCUGGGCCACCGUGGGAGAGUCUCACGCGAGGGCAGCUCCCAGCAAGCGCAAGACUAAAGCGGAAGCCCUGGAGUACGUGUGGAGCAUCCUGCAGGGCAUGGAGGAGGAGCAGCAGCAGGAGGAGGAGGAGUUCAGGGGAUUUGAGCUGAGGGAGGUGCACAAGGCCAGGAUGGCGAUGUUCAGGCUGGAGCGCAGAGCUACCGCCUGCAAGGAGGCCCUGAGGGUGGCGCUCCAGAGGAUACGUGGAGGCUCCUCCGUGCCGCCGGCCUCCGCCCAGGCUGUGGCGGUGUCGCGCAGCGCUCGCUCUCGCUACGGCCUGCGCCCGCGCGAGAGGAAAGUCUACACAGAGGUGGAGGAGCCCCAGGACGACGACUUCUUCUUCUGCGAGCUGUGCAGGGAUUUCUACCUGGCGGAGUGCUCCGUGCACGGCCCGCCAGAGUUCAUCGCGGACGCGGCCGUGGCCCCGGGAGUGGCCAACAGGGCCCGGCUCAGCCUGCCCCAGGGCCUCACCGUCGGCGCCUCCUCCAUCGCCGGCGCCGGCCUCGGGGUGUGGAGCAACAGGAAGAAGCUGCCCAAGGGGGUGAUGUUUGGGCCCUACCAGGGAGAGGUGUCUGAGGAGAACCCCGUGAGCGAGUACUGCUGGCUGAUUUACAAAAACAAAAAGGAUUGUGAAUAUGUUGAUGCUCAGGAUGAAUCUAAAUCAAACUGGAUGAGGUUCGUCAACUGCGCGAGGAAUGAGCAGGAGCAGAACCUGGUGGCCUUCCAGCACCGGGGGCAGAUUUACUACCGCACAUUCCGUGCCGUGGGGCCCGGCUCUGAGCUGCUGGUCUGGUACGGCGAGGAGUUCGCCCAGGAGCUGGGCAUCGCCUGCGAGGCCGGGCCCUCGCGACGCCGCAGCAGCAGCAGCGAGAUGGCUCCUAGGGCCACCGCCAGAGACCUGCAGCCCGUGCAGCCUCCACCAAGCGAGGAACACCGUGGAGUGGGUGUGGAGGUCACAAGGCUGCCGUGUCCUGCCUGCAACCGUCAGUUCAUCUGCCGCUCUAGUCUACAACAUCACGUGCAGAGGAGACACCCCACUAAGCCCAGUAACAAAAGUCAUCAGUGUGACCAAUGUUCAUUCAGCACGGACUACAAGUGUAGCUUGAAGAAGCACCAGAGAACACACACGGGAGAGAAGCCGUUCAAGUGCACCGUGUGUGAGAAGUCGUUUUCACAAUUAGGAACUCUUCACAGCCACCAGAGAACACACACGGGAGAGAAGCCGUUCAAGUGCACCGUGUGUGAGAAGGCGUUUGCACAUUUACAACAUCUUCACAGCCACCAGAGAACACACACGGGAGAGAAGCCGUUCAAGUGCACCGUGUGUGAGAAGUCGUUUUCACAAUUAGGAACUCUUCACAGCCACCAGAGAACACACACGGGAGAGAAGCCGUUCAAGUGCACCGUGUGUGAGAAGGCGUUUGCAAGGCUAGCAAAUCUUCACAGUCACCAGAGAACACACACGGGAGAGAAGCCAUUCAAGUGCACCGUGUGUGAGAAGGCAUUUGCACAUUUACAACAUCUUCACAGGCACCAGAGAACACACACGGGAGAGAAGCCGUUCAAGUGCACUGUGUGUGAGAAGGCGUUUGCACAGCUAUCACAUCUUCACAGGCACCAGAGAACACACACGGGAGAGAAGCCGUUCAAGUGCACUGUGUGUGAGAAGGCGUUUGCACAGCUAUCACAUCUUCACAGGCACCAGAGAACACACACGGGAGAGAAGCCGUUCAAGUGCACCGUGUGUGAGAAGGCGUUUGCAGACCCAUCCAGUCUUCGAUGGCACCAGAGAACACACACCGGCCAGAAUGCAUUUUCUCAUUCCCGUGGAAACAGAAAAGUCAUCCAUCCUGAGCAAAACGCGCACAGCGCCGAGCUCCCUGCCCCGUGCGACCAGCAGCAGCAGGAGAUGGGCGACUUCCGAGACAUCAGAGGCUUCUUCACCAAGGCCGAGUGGAGCGAUCUGGCCGAGUGCGAGAAGCGGCGCUACAGGAACAUCAAGCAGAACCACGCCGUCCUGCUGAACCUCGGGAUGAACCCGGCCCAGCCCGAGUUCAUGCGCGCACGCGGCAAGCGCAGGGCGAGGGGGAAUAGAGCGGAGUGCGGGCGGUCGAGCGACUCCGACGAGGAGUGGACAGGGAGGAGGAAGAGGAAGGAGGUGGCGAUGCACGGAGGACGAAGAGGAGGAGGCAAGGGGGCUGCUUCACGCUGGGCCACCGUGGGAGAGUCUCACGCGAGGGCAGCUUCCAGCAAGCGCAAGACUAAAGCGGAAGCCCUGGAGUACGUGUGGAGCAUCUUGCAGGGCGUGGAGGAGGAGGAGCAGCAGGAGGAGGAGUUCAGGGGAUUUGAGCUGAGGGAGGUGCACAAGGCCAGGAUGGCGAUGUUCAGGCUGGAGCGCAGAGCCACCGCCUGCAAGGAGGCCCUGAGGGUGGCGCUCCAGAGGAUACGUGGAGGCUCCUCCGUGCCGCCGGCCUCCGCCCAGGCUGUGGCGGUGUCGCGCAGCGCUCGCUCUCGCUACGGCCUGCGCCCGCGCGAGAGGAAAGUCUACACAGAGCAUUUAUGGACGGCCCCUUACUCUAACUUUCUCACACUCUCUCCUAUCUCUCUCUAUUGCUCCCGCGCUCUCACUCGAUAUAUUCCACCUGCUCCCUCUCACUCUCUCUCCCUUUCCCUCCCUCUCACACGCUCCCUUUCUCGCACUCUCACUUACCUCCCUGUCUUUUGCUCCCUCACUCAGGGAUGCAGGGAGGGAGCAGGGAGGGUGACAGGGUUUACAUCUCCGAUGAGCGAGCUAAAGAAGUUCACAAUGCAGAGAGGGAGGAAAGGAGGCAUCUGUCUGGAGCGCUCCUCACCCUCUCACUCUCUCACAGUGCCACUGCUGCUGCUGCUGUUGCUACUGCGGUUCGCCCUCCUCCUGCUGCUGCUGCUGUGGCUCUCAGUCUGCGAGCUGUGCAGGGAUUUCUACCUGGGGGAGUGCUCCGUGCACGGCCCGCCAGAGUUCAUUGCAGACGCGGCCGUGGCCCCGGGAGUGGCCAACAGGGCCCGGCUCAGCCUGCCCCAGGGCCUCACCGUCGGCGCCUCCUCCAUCGCCGGCGCCGGCCUCGGGGUGUGGAGCAACAGGAAGAAGCUGCCCAAGGGGGUGAUUUUUGGGCCCUACCAGGGAGAGGUGUCUGAGGAGAACCCCGUGAGCGAGUACUGCUGGCUGAUUUACAAAAACAAAAAGGAUCGUGAAUAUGUUGAUGCUCAGGAUGAAUCUAAAUCAAACUGGAUGAGGUUCGUCAACUGCGCGAGGAAUGAGCAGGAGCAGAACCUGGUGGCCUUCCAGCACCGAGGGCAGAUUUACUACCGCACAUUCCGUGCCGUGGGGCCCGGCUCUGAGCUGCUGGUCUGGUACGGCGAGGAGUUCGCCCAGGAGCUGGGCAUCGCCUGCGAGGCCGGGCCCUCGCGACGCCGCAGCAGCAGCAGCAGCGAGAUGGCUCCUAGGGCCACCGCCAGAGACCUGCAGCCCGUGCAGCCUCCACCAAGCGAGGAACACCGUGGAGUGGGUGUGGAGGUCACAAGGCUGCCGUGUCCUGCCUGCAACCGUCAGUUCAUCUGCCGCUCGAGUCUACAGUAUCACGUGCAGAGCAGACACCCCACUAAGCCCAGUAACAAAAGUCAUCAGUGUGACCAAUGUCCAUACAGCACAGACUACAAGAGUACCUUGAAGAAGCACCAGAGAACACACACGGGAGAGAAGCCGUUCAAGUGCACCGUGUGUGAGAAGGCGUUUGCACGGCUAUCACAUCUUCACAGCCACCAGAGAACACACACGGGAGAGAAGCCGUUCAAGUGCACCGUGUGUGAGAAGGCAUUUGCACAUUUACAACAUCUUCACAGCCACCAGAGAACACACACGGGAGAGAAGCCGUUCAAGUGCACCGUGUGUGAGAAGGCAUUUGCACAUUUACAACAUCUUCACAGCCACCAGAGAACACACACGGGAGAGAAGCCGUUCAAGUGCACUGUGUGUGAGAAGGCGUUUGCACAGCUAUCAGAUCUUCACAGGCACCAGAGAACACACACGGGAGAAAAGCCGUUCAAGUGCACCGUGUGUGAGAAGGUGUUUGCAGACCCAUCCAGUCUUUGCCGGCACCAGAGAACACACACCGGCCAGAAUGCAUUUUCUCAUUCCCGUGGAAACAGAAAAGUCAGCCAUCCUGAGCAAAACGCGCACAGCGCCGAGCUGUGAAUUAGUUUUAAACAACAGGCCACGUGACUAGCCGAGGCUGUGCCACUCUUGAAACUGAUUUUGAAUGUGAACACGGAAACCUACGGACCCUCCUACACCUGCCUCACACUCUGUGGGGGGUGGGAGAUUAAACCGACCUGGCCACCCCUCGAUUGCAAGUGCGGAGUUCUAGGUCCCAACCACUGCACGUGUCCCCCCCCCACCCCCAUCACCUGGGGGUCCCUGUGUGUGUGAGUGUGCAGAGUCCCCCGUGCAGAGCUGCACUGUUGUUACCCUAGAGGGGGACACCGCAGGGCGAUCCACCUACAGAUACCCCAGUCUGCACGUCUCCCGCCGGUCUCCAUGCGCACCGCGUGCCGUCUCGUAGCCCUGCCCCGUGCGACGUACGUACAGUACGUACAGUACGUACCCAUCCAGCGGUAGACUGAACCGCGGCCGAUGACGAAGGUGGCAUCCGCUCACAAAUCUCCGUGCACUCAGUCCCGUAGCCCUGAGCCAUCGCUUGCGCGAUAUUCACUUUGCCGCUGAGAGGAAAGCUACGGGGAGGAGGUGGGGGGGGGUGUUAGGAGAGGACAUCUGUGGAACGGCUGGAGAUCUGCGAAGAAGAGCUUCAUAGCUCAUCGGAUUCCUGCGGUCUGAAAAAAUAUUCCGAGAGGGCGUUGGGGGAGGGGGGUGUAGGUAUGAUUGGGGCAUCUGCACUUGGAUCACCCUGCGUGUUGUUGCUGCCUCCCCCGUUGAAAAUGUUCCCAGCGUGAACUUAACCCUUUGCCGUCGCGACGACGCCGCGCGCCGUGCGUGAACGUCGUCGUCGGAAUAACAAAACGCAGUAAAAACUAAAGCAACAUUAUCGGUACCGAGGCUCCCACAGGGCCACGCGGGGCAGGGAGUGUGGCACAGUUUUCGCGCCGGCUAGCGCAGAGUGGCGGCGGUCGUGUCGCUACGCUUCUCUGCGGUGAGCAACGACGUCUUUAUAACAACAACAGCAGUGCUGCUGCUGCUGCUGCCACUGCUGCGGUGAACGGUGACAGCCACCCCGUGACCUGUGACCCCCACCCCGUGAACGGUGACACCCACCCCGUGAACGGUGACACCCACCCCGUGAACGGUGACACCCCAUGGGUGGAAAAAACCCGAUUUUUCCAGCUGCAGGCAUCGGGUUUUUUCUUUAACACAAUUAAACCCGAUUUCGGGGAAUUAAAACCUGGUUUAAUGAAUACGAAACUCUGAUAGGCUUAGGCUGCUUCCUCGUCGGUGCUGCUAUGGUACUCGGGGCCGUCGGGCACGGGGUAGUCGUAGAAUGCGGCGGGCAGGUUGGUCUUAAUGAACACGAGCUUCUCCACAAUCGUGGGCGCCAGUGAGUUCCUUAGCUUGGAAUGGAUGAAGCCCAUCGUUGAGAAGUGCGGUUCUGCAAUUAGAACCAAUGAAACCGGAUUUCUCUCAAUCUUAGAUGAUCGGGUUUAAUAUAAAAAGACAAUUAAACCCGAUUGUAAAAAACCCGACUGUGCCACCCUUGUGACACCCACCCUGUGAACGGUGACACCCACCCCGUGAACGGUGACACCCACCGACCCUGCAACUCUGCAGACGUCUCGGACGCGGGAAAGGGUUGAGAGAUUUUCUGCGUCGUCCCGGUUGCUCGCGUGAUGUCGCACGGUGGUGGCGCGCGUUGACUCUUGCACGUUUAAGAAAGUUGAGCGUUAGUUUGUGAUUCUGUUUAAAAUGAUAUAUAUACAUACUUAAACUAACAAACAUUAUCUUGGGAUUCUACCAAGUAAGGUCCAACUGGAUACGUAGUAGCUCUUUUAUCAGACGCGACCACCUGGCCAUCACAAAUGAAAGCUCAACGAAGUGGCUUAUCAUUGUGUGGACAUUUAUAGCGGCCAAAUACUCUGAUUGCGUGAUCUCGAUUCUAAAUGUCGAGGGAAAACCGGAGGACCUGGAGAAAAUCCACACGACCACGGGGAGAGAGAGAGAGAGACGCGCAAACUCAAAAUAUACAGCAGGCGUCAGGGUCGGAAUCAAACACACGAUCUCCUGUAUACCAGGAGAGGUAGUUAACAUCUCCACAUGUGUUCAGAGUAUUUGGCUGCUGUAAAUGUCACGUGAUAAGCCACUUCGGUGCGCUGCUGUCAUUUGUGAUAGCCAGGUCGCUACUACACAGCUCAGUGGGGGCCUUACCUGGAAAAGUAAAAUGAUUAAUAAAAAUCUACUGUAUUCUUGGUUCUUUUGGUAAAGUCACGUAGAAGGGAAAUAAUAAAAUAAUAAAAAUGUAAGAAUCAAAUUAACACGACGUUUCGAUUGCAACACAA